AUGUCGUCCGCCAACCUCAAUAGAAAGCGUCGUCGUGUGGAAAAUGCAGCUUCGGCGCUUUCCAAACCUUUCAAGUCUCCCCUCCGCCGACCAUCGCAAGUCUCGGAGACCAAGCACGAGGCAUUAUCCAAAGAAGAAAGUAAUGUUGACACCAAUGAUGCGCGCACUCCAUCUGCGACCUCAUCUUCCCCGUCGUCUGCGCGUCCCUCGAGCUUGGAGUCUCACAAAAGAAAAGCGCAAAUAAACCAUCUAGCUUCAUCUAAAAAACCAGUAUUCUCUGACCCAGUCAUUCUUGAUCUUCAGAAGCAAGAAAGGGCGCUGCAGUCACGACUUGCUAUCCUGCGAUCUGAACUUGACACUGCACAACAAGCUCUUCAGCUCGAGUCCUCGACCAGAGAUGCAGACCUCCAAUCGUUGAUUACGAAGUGGAGAUCUGUCAGCCAGAACGCAGCCGAAGAAGCUUUCUCUGGAGCUCAGGAACGUGUGGCGCGGAUGGGGGGUAUGAAGGCUUGGAGGGAGCGAAUGAAGAAUAACAAUACGCAGUGGGAGCAAGAGGAGGUGGAGACCUGGUACGGCAGCGCAGAGGCUGAAAGGGUUGAUGUGGAUGAAGAUGAGUUGGAGGCUCGGAAGGCUGAGAUGCUAAGGGGUCGCAAGGAGAGUCACGAUGAGGGCCAGGGAGACAAAGAGAUUGAAGAAGAACUCUUACGAAGAGGUGCAGAAUGUCUACCAGCGAACUCUUACAAAAAUGGAGAAAACGUAACCGUUGCUGUGGAAUAUCUGAAAUAUCUAGAGGCCAGAGUUGCUGAGUUAGAACAUGGGUCGCGCACCUCAACAACAUCGCUGCAAACACGAGAUUUUGGUGUCCAAACCGAGCCGACUGAUCUGCUUACCUGCGAUUCAAUGUCUGAUUGCUGUCCUGAUACUCAUAAGGACAACGAUGCCAACGCAUAUCCGAUAUUUUGCGAUCUUUUGGAUUUCGACUUGCAACGAAAGCCUCCGGGGUCGAAUACACAUUCAGUCAUCACAUCGCUGGGGGAUUCUACAAACUCUAGAGCAAGUGAUGGAUUCGACUCAAGAGAUACGAAUGUGGAUGGCUCUAAACCAACAGAGGUUGGUUCUCUACAUGACCUUGCCGUAGUGGGCGGUUAUUCAUUCUGGCUCGAAGAAGCCUACACCAACCUAUACUUCUCGAUUACACACUUCAUGUGGCCAUUAUUUGAUUGCAACGCUUGGGGUUCCUGGCGUCAUGAUUGGAGCCUAAAUGCGAAGACAGAACCAUGGAAAGGAUUUUUUGUGCAGAUGGUGUAUGCCAUUGGUUCCUUGUCAUACAACGUUCUCCAGCCCGGGCAGAAUCAUUCAAAUCGCGCGGCAGAGAUGUAUUCCUCGGCACUGUCGUACUACCCUUAUGUUAUGGCAGAAGCGUCCGCUACCCUUCAGAUACAAGCGUCAAUUCUCAUGAUUAUCUACUCUCUUCACUGCCCUUCUUCAGGAGAAAUAUCCAUGUCAGUUUCUUCCAUCGUCCCGUUCUGUUCAGCUACUCUGGCCGAGAUUCAGAAACGCAUCUCUUCUGGUCCGGAGAGCAUCCUGGGAGACAUGACGGGAAGGAAUGCCAACCUUAAUGAGCUAAUGUUCAUCACUUGUUAUAUGUUGAAUGAGAUCAUAGUGUCCGGGUGGGAAAGACCAGUUUCUGCGGCCUAUAGGAUUGUUGAUGAUGAUAUUCAUAUGUUUAGCAAUGCGAUAUUGGACGUCUCAAACACGAACACAGCGUUGCAACACUUGUUCCGAUUGCGAAAAAUCCAAGCCAAUAUCCGAAGAUACUGGGAUGAGCCAACUGAUAUCCAAAAUUCGAAUGACAGGUCGUUCAAGCUGGCGCUGGAUGAUUGGAGGAAACACAUACCUCAAUACUCUGUGGAAGAAGCGCAGAGGACCUAUCUCGAUCCUCUGUGGAUGACAAAACUAUAUGACUACAGUAUAAUCAUCCUUAUGCAAGGAAAGCGAAAGCAUCUCAUGCGCGAAGAUCUUGAUGACAUUCUUUCGGCUGGAGUUGAGGUAUGUCUUAACUAUAGACGUCUGCAGGAAGAAGGUCAAGUGAUGUGCUUUACAUGGUCCGCGGUGCGUCUACGCUAG
Messenger RNA from Aspergillus pseudotamarii, 2127 nucleotides. Its product is annotated as putative DNA repair protein Dds20/Mei5. Bases 1 to 2127 code for a protein of 708 amino acids. Gene Ontology annotation, biological process: DNA recombination. The record is from RefSeq and is a predicted model, not a curated record. The transcript is spliced from 4 exons. NCBI's taxonomy places the organism in Eukaryota, Fungi, Ascomycota, Eurotiomycetes, Eurotiales, Aspergillaceae.